Gadus chalcogrammus (walleye pollock) is the source of this 2765-nucleotide messenger RNA. Its product is annotated as transmembrane protein 132C-like. The transcript has 5 exons. NCBI's taxonomy places the organism in Eukaryota, Metazoa, Chordata, Actinopteri, Gadiformes, Gadidae. The record is from RefSeq and is a predicted model, not a curated record. The coding region runs from base 168 to 1973 and encodes 601 amino acids.
CGGCGGUCCUGACUGGGAAGACGGUGGCGGUGCCGGUGAAGGUGGUGACGGUCGGGACGGACGGCUCCGUCACCGACGUGUCCGAGGACGUCCGCUGUCGCUCCACCGAUGAGGACGUGGUCAAGGUGUCGGACAGAUGCGACUACGUGUUUGUGAACGGUAAAGAGAUGCGCGGGAAAGUGGGGAUGCUGGUGAACUUCAGCUACAGCUUCCUGAGCGCUCAGCUGGAGCUCAACGUGUGGAUCCCACGGCUGCCGCUGCAGAUGGAGGUGUCCGACACGGAGCUGAGCCAGAUCAAGAGCUGGAGGGUUCCCAUCGUGGGCAGCAGCCAGAGGUCUGCGCGGGACAGCGAGGAUGAGGACGAUGAAGACCGGCGAGGGCGGAGCUGCACGCUGCAGUACCAGCACGCCAUGGUGCGGGUGCUCACCCAGUUUGUGGCGGAGGGGCCCGACGCGCGGGGCCCAACCAGCUUCAUGCUGGGCAGCGACUGGCAGGUGGACAUCACCGAGCUGAUCCGGGACUUCCUGAAGGUCGAGCGCCCCCACGUGGCUCGCCUGCUGGACGGCAGGGUUCUCAUGGGACUGGACGUCGGGAUGACCGCCAUCCAGGUGCUGUCUCCCCUGUCAGACUCCAUCCUGGCAGAGAAGACCAUCACGGUGGUGGACGACAAAGUGACCAUCACGGAGCUGGGGGUCCAGAUGGUGACGGCUCUGUCCAUGGCCCUGCAGCUCAGUCAAGGGAGCAACAGAGCCAUCCUGGCCACCACCACCAGCCCGGAGCUUCUGCAGAGCCCAAAGCAGGAGGCAGUGAUCAGUGCCUGGCUGCAGUUCAGCGAUGGCUCCAUCGCUCCCCUGGACCUGUACAACCAGGACUUCUUCGUGCUGACCGCCACCUCCCUGGACGAGGAGGUGGUGAGCGUGCGGCAGGAUCCCUUCUGGAAGUGGCCCAUCAUCGUGGCGGAGGCGGAGGGCCAGGGUCUGCUGGUCCGCGUGGAGAUGACCGUGUGCGAGCUCUGCCAGAAGUACAAGCGCCGCAGCAUCCUGGCUGCGGGGAACUGCAACAUCCGCGUGCGCUUCGGGCCGGGUGAUCCCCGGGGCGGGGCCAGCGACUACAGCCCCGACGGGGACGAGGUGCUGGAGACCAGGGCCCGGCUGUCUCCGUCCCAGGACAGGACGAGUCUGGAGACCCACUACUACGGCAGCUCCGUCUCCGACAUCGAGGACGGGAUCCUCAAGCGGGCCACCACCACCAAGAGCGUAAUCCUGCGCCGCCCCGCCGGCGGGAAGCUGUCCAACGACGGCGGCCAGAACGGGCCCGUCGACUUCUCCGACUUCCCCGUCCAGGUGGAACUGCCGCGGGGCCGCAAUCUGGACGACGAGCCGACGCACAGAAACCGAGGCCUCACCGACCUGGAGAUCGGCAUGUACGCCCUGCUGGGGGUGUUCUGCCUGGCCAUCCUGGUGUUCCUCAUCAACUGCAUCUCGUACACCCUCAAGUACCGCCACAAGGAGCUCUCCAUCGAGGGCCAGGAGAACAUGAACCACGCCCACGACUGGGUGUGGCUGGGCAACGAGGCGGAGUUGCUGGAGAGCCAGGUCAGCCUGUCGCCACAGCGGGACGGGCACACCUCCAUGAUUGACUGCAGCAGUGGGCUGGAGGAGGGCAGCCACCUGCUCAACGGCGGCUCAGCGCAGAAAAACGUGCAGGGCCAGGUGCACCGGGCUGCGGAGCACGGCUGCCCGGCCAAGGACAGCAAAGGGGACUCGCCCACCACCAAGCGGAAGAGGGUGAAGUUCACCACGUUCACCACCACCAUCCCUCCGGACGGCAGCUACCCCAUCGUCAGCACGCUCAGCGCGGGCCACGGCCAGGACAUUAAGUGGGUGUGUCAGGACAUGGAGCUGGGGGACUCUAAGGAGCUCCGCAAUUACAUGGAGCGGUUGAACGACAGCGCUUUGAAGGAGGUGGCAUAGUGCGAGUGGUGCCCUUGUAACAAACUCAACCGAUGCCUUUCAUAGGAAAAAUGGGUGCGGGUAGAAACUCGCCGUGUUGAGUAGAAGACUUCAUUGUACUCAAUAGGAUAAAAAUAGCAUAAAAAAGUUACAGACACCGAUGACAAAUCACAAACUCAAAAUAUGUGUCCGUGAGUGACGGUAAAAGGGAUGCUCUGUUUUUUGUUUGUUAUUUUCCUCACUGUUUGUUAUUCCUCUGAUUCCCUUUUAUCAUUCUUCCCUUUUCAUGGUUUUAAAUAGAAUCACAGGAUGUCCGCAGGAUGAAUCUGCAUUGAGUUUUGAAGUACUUUGAUACAGAUGACUAGAGACUGAAGAUAUAGAUAUCUAGAUAGAUGGAUAAAUGUAUUGGGGUGUGUGUGUACACAUUAAAUGGUUUUGGAAAGUCGUGCAACAUUUUGAUUAUUGAUUUUCUAUGUCCCACCCUCAAUCAUUGGUGUCAAGAAAGACAUGAGCCAGUCAUCGAAGUCCUGCAUGUGUUGGACAAAAAAAAGGCACAACUCCUCUGUCCAUAGUCAUCCUCCCAAACACGAAAGAAAACAUGUCCUACGAAAUAAAUGUUAUGUAUAUACUGACCAACCUACAAAGCAUUGUACUAUUGCACUGUAUAUUGUAUUUUCAUAUCAUUUAAAAAAAAAAGAUAUUCCACUCUGUUAAUAGUGUGUAAACCUUUUUUGUAUCUUCAUCUAUUUUUAGUCUUUUUAGUCUCAAAGACCAGUGUGAGACCACAGGUUCCUCUGACUGUAGGAGAGGGUC